This is a messenger RNA of Seminavis robusta, 306 nucleotides long. The record is from the annotation of a GenBank genome assembly. Lineage: Eukaryota; Bacillariophyta; Bacillariophyceae; Naviculales; Naviculaceae.
AUGCAUGCAAACAAGGCCGAAAUGGGUGAUGGACAAGGAUCGAGCGCACUACUUCCCCAUGUCAUCAAUUCAUCGGGAGUGAUUAUUGCUGAAGAACCAACCCUGACGAAAAAGUCAUUGCUCCUCACACGAGAUCAAAGCAAGAACGUGAUGACUGAUCAUGGAGGCUUUCGUCCGAUUCCUACAAACAAGAAACCAACACCACUGCAACUUGCAAAAAUCCUGGUCAGGGAGAGCCGCGUCUAUACUCUGGCAAAAACCGACAACCGGUUCUCGGUGCUCAUGGAUAACAACGACUUAUUAUAG